Messenger RNA from Octopus bimaculoides (California two-spot octopus), 1499 nucleotides. Its product is annotated as protocadherin beta-3. Gene Ontology annotation, cellular component: plasma membrane. Gene Ontology annotation, molecular function: calcium ion binding. The record is from RefSeq and is a predicted model, not a curated record. NCBI's taxonomy places the organism in Eukaryota, Metazoa, Mollusca, Cephalopoda, Octopoda, Octopodidae. Gene Ontology annotation, biological process: homophilic cell-cell adhesion.
UACAGAAUAUUAUUACAUGGAUCUAUUCCCACAAGCAUACAACUUCAAUAACACACACAACCCUCUCCUAGCAGCAGACUAUCUGCCUGACGUGCUACACUACUCCAUCAACAUACAGCCAUUGUCACACCAUUACAGCAGCACGUACAAUGGAUCUUUCUACAACAAUACAUCUGUCAAUUCUCACUGAAUAACCAAUGAUAUAAUUAUUAAAGAGGUUCAACCAAUGCCACACUCUGAGAUAUCUAACCAUUCCAACAUUCAAAAGCAACAUGUUAUUGUCAUUGUCUAUUGUAUUAUCCAUGGUCCACUGUGUAUUGACCAUAGACCUUACCUACCAUGUGGAAGAAGAGAGAAGUCCAGGAACAUAUGUAGCAGACAUUGCUGCUGAUUCUAAACUUUUAGACAAUGUUAAACCAUCUGACCAACAUUUGAUAACAUUCAGUCAAUUCAAACGAAAGGUGGCACAGUUAUUUAAUAUCACCAAAACAGGUAAACUGUACACUGCUCAGACACUGGAUGCAGAAGAUCUCUGUACAUUCAACAAAGAAUGUUCCAGAACUAUGAAAGUUGUUGUCAAUAAAGGAAGGAGUAUUACAAAAAUAUUAAAAAUCAAAAUCGUAAUAGAAGAUAUCAAUGACCAUGAACCAGAAUUUCCCAAAAAUACAGUGUAUAUAGAAUUUGGGGAAAAUGAUCGUAAAGGUUCUAAAGUAUCACUACCAAAUGCCAUAGACAAAGAUGUUGGCUUUCAAAACUCCUUAAUACAAUAUAAAUUAAAAUCAAAGAAUGGAGAACCAUUCUCUCUGUCAGUGUCUAAAAGAGCUGAUGGUAUUUCUUCUCUUAAAAUAGUUUUGAAAGAAUCAUUAGACAGAGAAAUCAAAGACACAUAUUUAUUACAAGUCAUAGCUAAGGAUGGAGGUUCACCAGCAAAACAGGGUGUUUUAAAUAUAAAUAUUUCUGUAACAGAUGAGAAUGACAACCCACCAGAGUUUUCUAAACCUUUAUAUAAUAUAUCCAUACAAAGUACACAUCACAAACCUAAACCCAUCAUUGUUUUAUCUGUGACUGAUGCUGAUUCUGGUGAAAAUGGUAAAAUUACUUUCCAUUUCAGUCCAAAGACAUCAGAUCUAGCUAAAAGCUAUUUUCAGUUAAAUGAAACAAGUGGGGAAAUUUUCGUAAGUAAAUAUUCAAAUUUAGGGAAAAAGAAAACCUAUGAACUAUUUAUAGAAGCCAGAGAUGGAGGCAGCCCUCCCCUCAGUUCCAUAGCUACAGUCCUCGUAAAUGUUAUCAACCAACACAACAAUCCUCCAUCUAUUGAUAUUGAUUAUGUUAAUGCAAUCAAUGACAACACAGCUACCAUUUCUGAAGACAUCAAAGUUGGUAGUUUCAUUGCUUAUGUGAUGGUCAGCGACAAUGAUGUGGGACAAAAUGGAGAGGUCAGCUGUGAUAUCAAACAUGAUACAUUCAAACUACAGUCAAUGGGAUCUAAAGAAUAUAAA